GCAACUUUUCUGUUUGAAAGGGUAUUUGCGCAUACGUUUCUCUUGCGAAUAAAUUCAAGAAUCGAGCCUCUGAGCCACUUUAGCUAUAGCACGGCUCAUUGUGUCAAGCAUUGGCUGCCGGUUCGAGCGGCUUAGCGCUACUUUCGGUGCGCUCUUAUUUGUUCAAUUUAAAAAAUUAUUAUUUUGGCUAUUAUUGGAGAUAUCCAAAAACUAUAGUAGAUUUUUAUGUUCACCUUAAUCUCGUCUAUCUUUCUAUUAAGUAUUGCAUACAUUAUACGAGACACCGUGUAUAUAGGGCGUUUUCUGUGGAGACCUCUCUCCCCAGAAUAUACUUCAAUAUUAAAAAAGCAGCAAGUGCGCAAAUUAUAGCUAAAAACGUCUAUUUUUAAAUGCCGUUUGGUAUUUUUUGAAAAAUUUAGUACAAGAUACCAAUAUGGUGUCAAAUUGAGACUAUUUUCCCUCAUUUAUGAACAGAAUAUUUGAACAAAAUAUCAAGACACAAUAUAUAGACUUUAAAAUGCGUUUUCAGAGUAGCUGAAAAUUUCUAGAUACUCAUUUUAGUUAAAAUAUUAUUUUUUGAUACUUCGAUCAAAUAUUCUGCGUGUAACUCACUGAUUUUAGUUAUAAUUUGUUCGGAACUGAUAAACAAUUAUUGCAAACGUAUAAUACUACAAAUUUAAAAAUUAGAAAUUUUCGAGCUAACUACAAAGGGUUUUAAAAUACAGAUUAUCAUAAUUUAAGUCAACAUUAUGUAGAAAAAAUGGAAGUCGAGUGUGAAUAUUGUAGAGGGAAACAUUUUCACGCUGAAAAAGUUCACAAUAAAGAUAACUCAUUCAAAGAUAGUUGUAAUCAUGGAAAAGUUAUAUUGGAACCUUUACCAACAUUUUUUAAUGAACUACAACAAUUAUUUUUGGGAAAUCAUAAAAAAUCUAAUGAGUUUUUUAAAAACCUAAGAAGUUACAAUGGUGCAUUUUCUUUUGCAUCUUUUAAUGCUAAUUUGGUUAAUUUUAAUGCAUAAAAACGAGGACCUUAUUGUUUCAAAAUUUAAGGUUAAAUUUAUUAUCAAAUUAAUACUGCAUUAUAUCCUGCUAUAAAUGAGCAAUCAAGUUAUGGACAGCUUUUUAUUCUUGACGCUAACGAAGCUACAGAAUGCCGUUUAAAUGUAAAUACAAAUCUUCAUGAAGAGUUAUUGCGUACAUUAGAUGACAUUAUUCGUAAUAAUAAUAUAUUUGCUCAAUCAUAUCAAAUGAUGCACGAAGAAGUACUUAAUCAAAAAAGUUUAGGUUUAAAUAUACCUAAUUUAAAAAUAGGAUUUUUAAAUAAAAAAACAGGCAUUGAUCGUGGAAGAUAUAAUGUUCAAAAAAUUAAUAAAGUUGCUGCAAUAUUUUCAACUACUGCAGAUGGAAAUAUUCCUGAUUGUUAUGUUACAAUUAGAAACAAAUGUGAUAAAACUUUAAAAUACGUUAGUAUGAAUCCAAACGUUGAACCUUGGAUUUAUCCAAUGGUACACAUAUUAUCCAUAUGGUACACAAGGUUGGCAUGAUAAUAUUAAACAAAUCGGAUGGAAAACGUGUAACUAGAUCCAUGUAUGUUCAAUACCGAAUGGCUGUAUGUAAUAAUGUCAAUGUUUUUUUAAUAGGUAAACGGCUAUUUCAACAAUGGCUUGUUGAUAGCUAUGUAAAAAUAGAAAAAGAUAGAAUUAAUUGGUGUAAAGAAAAUCAAAAACAUUUGAGAGUGGAAAAGCACCAAGGACUGAUUGACUAUUUAGAAAAAAAGUGGCUGAUACUAAUGUUUAUAUUGGACGUGUAAUAAUACUUCCUUCUACAUUUAUUGGUUCACCUAGAAAUAUGAUGCAAAAUUAUCAAGAUGCGAUGACUAUUGUUCGCAAAUAUGAAACGCGGUUUGCCGCACAUACAUAUGUUAAUAACUAUGAAACAAAAUUGCAAAAUUACUAAUUUGGAAACUGUUGAUAAAUAUAUUUCUGCUGAAAUUCCCGAUCCUGCUAUUGAUAAAAAUUUACAUGAAAUUGUCAUGAAGAAUAUGAUUCAUGGACCAUAUGGUGAUUGGUGUAUGAUAAAUGGAAAAUGUUCAAAAUAUUUUCCAAAAUCCUUUCACGAGGAAACAACUAUGGAUGAAAAUGGUUAUCCACAAUAUCGUCGAAGAGACACUGGCAUUUUGUAUGAGAAACCCAAAGAAUUUGUAGUAGAUAAUCGGUUUGUUCCUUAUUGUCCCAUAUUAUCACAAAUUUUUAAUUGUCAUAUUAAUGUUGAAGUUGUUUCAAGUAUUAAGUCAGUAAAGUAUUUAUACAAAUAUAUUUACAAAGGUCACAAUGCAGCAUCUGUAGUUAUAGAACAAAAUGUGAAUAAUGUAGAAAUUGUUCAUGACGAAAUCAAAGAUUUUAUUGAAGCACGCUAUGUAAGACCAGUUGAAGCUUACUGGCGUUUAUAGGUAAAACAUUACAAGAGAAGAGUCAUGCUAUUAUUCGUCUAUCUGUACAUUUGCCAAAUGAACAGAAUGUUAUUAUAUCUAAUAAUUCAAAUUAACAAGAUUUACAAUCUGCUUUAGAUCGUAUAAUAAUGUUAAUGGAUUAUUUUAAAUAAAAUAAACGAAAUGUUGAUGCACGUCAGUAUGUAUAUACAGAUAUACCUUUAUAUUUUGUAUUUAAAAAGGUAACAUUUAACGGAAAACAAAUUUAUCGUUGGAAAAAACGUCAAUGUCAUUUUAACUAUAUUGGACGCAUGUACUCAGUUAGCCCAACUGAAAUCGAAUUAUUUCAUUUACGUAUUCUUUUAUUGAAUGUCAAAGGAGCAACAUGCUAUAAUGACUUAAAAACAGUCAAUGGUGAAUUACAUCAAACGUUUACUUCUUCAUGUUUAGCUUUAGGCUUAAUUAAAGAUAAUGAAGAAUGGAAACGUGCAAUGAACGAAGCUUCUAUUUGGAUGAUGCCAAGACAACUUAGGUUACUUUUUGUUCAAAUAUUAAUACAUUGCCAACCAGGGCAUUCAAAAGAAUUGUGGGAUGAAUUUCAAGUUGCAAUGUCAGAAGAUUACAUACGACAAUUUGGACGAGUCACUGGGAUAAGAAAGGCUUAUAUUCAAAUUGGUCAAUUACUUUGCAAAGAAGAUUGGGAACUUUCACAAUUUCCAGAAAUGGAACAAAUAACGAUUGAAUAUGAAAAAGAACAUGCCAAACAAUUGGAAAAAGAAGUCUUACUUGGUCAACAACAAUACAGUCAGUUAAAUCAUGACCAAAAAAUAAUUGUUGAUUAUGUUUUAACUCUUUUAGAAAAAACUGAUGGUCAACAAUUAAAAUGUUUAUACAUUGACGGUUUAUACAUUACCGGGAGAUUCAGGUAAAAUUUUUGUUUAUACAACAUUAUAUUAUAUUACUAUUUACUCAAGUCUCAAAACAAAGUUGUUAGUAGGGGGAGUUCGCCUAGUGCCGGACACCUAAGGUUUUUUCAGGAUAAAUAAAAAACUAUUUCGUUAUAUAUUUUUUAUAUUGUAUUUAUUACAAGUUAACAUAUUAGAAAUCAAGAUAAAAGAACAAAAUAAUCAACUUUGUCAGAACAAUUAUCUUAAAUCACAGUUAAUCUUUGAUUUAUGAUUUUAGUGAAACAUAAACUGGCCCCUAAUACCGGAUACAAUAAAAGUAAGUCCCCUAACGCCGAACAACUUUAAAAUAAUAGGUACCGAUCACAAAUAUAGUUAGCAAAACACUCAGAGAUAUCCACACAAGCUAAAAAAUAAAAAAAUAAAACAAAAAAUUUUUCAGACGGCAAAAGAGGCACAGAUUUACCAAAGGGCAAGAAUAAGUUUCGUAUAGAAGACACAAACAUAUUAUUUGAUGCAUUAAUAACCGGACUUAAAAGAAGUGUAUGACAAACUAGAAAAAA
Monomorium pharaonis (pharaoh ant) is the source of this 3895-nucleotide messenger RNA. RefSeq lists its product as uncharacterized. The record is from RefSeq and is a predicted model, not a curated record. NCBI's taxonomy places the organism in Eukaryota, Metazoa, Arthropoda, Insecta, Hymenoptera, Formicidae. The coding region runs from base 2739 to 3356 and encodes 205 amino acids. The transcript is spliced from 2 exons.